AUGGCCGACGUGGAGCGCCUCGCCAAGCGCCUCAGCUUCAACGAGCACACAGGUGGAUUAAGCCAGAUGGGGGAGCUGCAUCAGGCGGUUCAGGACCUGCGCAGAGCGCAGCAGGAGCUUUCCGGAGACACGCGCCAGCGUGCUCAGGGCAAGCUGCAAGAGGCACGAGUGGCCGUCGACAAUGGAGCGGGCGACAACGACCUCAAGCGCCUGCAGCGCAAGUUCAAUGCUACCAAGGCUUCUUACGUCAAUGUGGAUUUGAAGGAGCGCUUCAUGCAGAGCUUGCGCGAUGGCACAUUGGAUGUCUCCACAUUGGAGAACACCCACAAAGGCCUGGAGGAGCAGCUGCAGCAGGAUGCCGAUUCGCUGCGGGCAUUGAAGGACCAGAACACACAGGCCAGGUCAACCCUGCAGGACACAUCAGCACAGAUUGCCACCAUGCACCAGCAGUUUGAGCAGGUCAUGGGUGAUGUGGCGGCCCAGCUGGACAGUUUGGAGCGAACUCUGCAGCAAUUUGAUGCGGCACGACCGCCUCCGCUGGAGCCCCUGGCGCAAGGCCCUGACCAGGCGAUGUGUGACAAGCUGCUGCAGGACGAGAUGGCGCGCGCCAAGCGGCUGGAGGCGGCCAUAGCCAGCAGCGAGGCGGUCAUCCACGAGGCGGAGCCUGCGGUGCGGGGCGGCAACCAGGAGCUGGCGGCCCUCCAGGAGGAGGUGGCGCGCGUGUCGUCGCUGCAAGCCGAGAGCGCGCGCACCGCCGGCGCCGGCGCCCAUCUGUCGCGCGCCGCCAAGUGGGCCGAGGCGGCCGCUGCAGCCGUAGAGUCGCUGGGCGGCGUCGGGAUCUCUUCCAUUGAACCGGACAGACUGGUCGUGCUGAUCACCUGCCGCGUGCCGACAAGCCUGGCGGCAGACGCCCCCCUCAGGGAGCAGCGCCACGAGCUGGCGCUGCAGCUGCGCCCGGGCGGCGCUGCGCUUGCGUCCGCACGGCUGGCGCCUGCCACAGUGCCGAUUGACGACGUGGUGGCGGCGGCGAUGGCCAGCGGCGGCGGCGGCGUGCGCACGGUGGUUGGGCAGGUGCAGCUGCGCCUGCUGCAGUAUUGGUCCCUGCAGGCCCUGGUCGAGGCGGCCGCGGAGCGCUUCCCCAUUGUGCGCAUCGAGCAGCAGCAGCAGCAGCAGCAGCAGCAGCAGCAACAGCAGCAUGGCGCGGGCGGCAGGGUGCUCGAGGCAUCGCUGCCGUCGUGGCCAGGGCUCAGGGUGCAGGUCGCGGUGCCCGCCGACUGGCCGCGGCUCGUGGCUGGCGGCGGCGAGGGGCUGCGCCUGGCGGGAGCGGCGAGCGGCGCGGGCGUAGACGCAGCGGCGCUCAUGGCAGCGGUCAACGGGGACGCGGCGCUGGCGCGUUGCGACUUGCUGGGUUUCUUGGAGGGCGUGUCUGACAGGACGGAUGCACUGGAGGCGGCGGCGGCCGCAGCCACGGGCCCAGGCGCCUGA
Molecule: messenger RNA, 1485 nt
Organism: Monoraphidium neglectum
Lineage: Eukaryota; Viridiplantae; Chlorophyta; Chlorophyceae; Sphaeropleales; Selenastraceae
Exons: 11
Coding region: 1-1485 (494 amino acids)
Source: RefSeq, a predicted model, not a curated record